AUGGAGGAGAAGGAGAUCCAGCCGGCCCCGUCUUCACUAAAAGCUCAAGUUUGGCAUCAAUUCGGGAUUUUACCGAAGCCCGGACACACUGAACCGGACAUGACGCACACAGUGUGCCGACAUUGUAAAACUAGAAUCAAGCAUUUCGGCAACACGACAAAUGCGCAGGCUCACAUUACGAGGCAUCACCCAGAGAUGAGAGACACGGAGCGGACUCAGCCGCCAGCUGCAGACCAACGCACGCUGCAGAGCUUCUCGAAGCUCUCCGCCAGCUCCAAGCGGGCAAAAACAAUAACAGGGUCUAUCGCCAAUUGUUUGUAA
This is a messenger RNA of Xyrichtys novacula (pearly razorfish), 321 nucleotides long. NCBI's taxonomy places the organism in Eukaryota, Metazoa, Chordata, Actinopteri, Labriformes, Labridae. The record is from the annotation of a GenBank genome assembly.